This is a messenger RNA of Babesia ovata, 762 nucleotides long. RefSeq lists its product as uncharacterized. The transcript has 2 exons. The coding region runs from base 1 to 762 and encodes 253 amino acids. The record is from RefSeq and is a predicted model, not a curated record. Lineage: Eukaryota; Apicomplexa; Aconoidasida; Piroplasmida; Babesiidae.
AUGGCUACCACUAACACCCCCGUUUCGCUCGAUGAGCUGAAGGUUGCGAUCACGCAGGCGUACCCUGGAAUUGAGCAGCGUUUGAAGGACACUUUCUCUCAGCAUGAUAUUGCCGGUGAAGGAAAAUUGCCGUAUGGUGUAGUUGAACCUCUGUUGAGGCACUUUUUGGUGGAAUGCGGACUCGAUGACUACAUGGGCGAGGUUACGGAUGCCGAGGGUUCUUUGUCUCACUGCCGCGUUUCUGCCUUCCUUGUAGGCACUUCCCUUGAGGAUGUCAGCAACUCGAAUGUUGAGCGCAUGGUGACCAGUGAGGAGAUGAUUAUUUUGGCUGUCGUAUGGUUGAAGGUUAUCAGUGACAUGUACCAGCGUGAGAGUUCGUUGACUACUGCCGUUUGUGGAGGUCUCUGGUGUGGUUCUGGUGACAUGCGCCAGGUUGAGGUUGCGCACGCCAUUGGUAACGAAGCAGCUCAGGAGCAGUCUAAGGCGAUUGUAGAAGGUGAGAUUCCGAUUCUUGUUGAGCCGCAAUACGUGGAGCACGUGAACAACGCCGAUGACGAGAAGCAGUUGACGCAGAAGAACAUUGAGCACUACAUCCAGACAUUGGUGAGUGAGGCUGCUGCCAACAGGCAGAAGGGUGUUAAGUGCUUCGUGUACUCCUCUGCCAUGACUACGAAUGGAGGAUGCGUCAGCGCAGGCGCGGCAGUUCCGCAGCGCAGGGAGCGCGUGCACAGCCGCAGGAGGGCAGCCACUGGUUGCUGCUAG